AUUUAAUUCCUGAAUGGUUUAAGAAUACGCCUUAUAGACCAAGAAAUUUGAUUUUUUAAUUUUCUCAUAAAAAGAUUAGUUCCAGCUCUUUACAACUAGGUGGUGAUAGUAUUUUCUAAUUGGCCCGCAAAUUAGAAAAAGAACUAUUUCCACUGUUGCAUGUUGGUCUUGGAAUACAGUAUCUUCGUGCUGAGAAUACUUUUCAUACAAUAAUAAAUAUGGUAGAUAUUUAGGAGAACCGUGUUUAUUUAACUGGCUCAACCUGUACAUACAUAUAUCGUAGUGAUACAUAUAUAUCGUGAACUGGUGUGCGAAGUCGAAACUAGUUCUUUUUGUGUACAUAGGUAUAUAAAAUUAUAUAGGAAUAUGGUCUAUAGGUAUAUGUUAGAUCAAUGUGUCGAAAUUAAUGAUAAAAAAUAUAAGUAACAUAAUCUGAACGUAAUUAAUGAACAGUGAAGCUUCUUAACCUAUUACAUAGAAAAAGAUUUAAAUAAAUCUGUUCUAGCAAUAAAUGUAUAUGACAUAAUUAUCUGUCGAUAGUAUAGAAAAUUAAAAGUAUACGCAAUGACUUCUAUUGUCACACGAACAAUUUCAUCUAAACUAUGGAGAGAUUGGAGUGUUUUGCGACCAUUACUCACAUAUUGCUCGAAGCAUAAAUUAUCCACAAAACCUGAACUGCAACAAGAAACUAAAGAUGUUUCAAACACAGAUAGUCUAGAAGAUAUAAAUCCAUUAAGUCAUCCAGAUUUUUUUCAUGUUUAUGAUAUGUUUACUGUCAAAGACUUGUUUGAUGCAAGAGUACAUUUUGGUCACAAAGAAGGUUCUUUAAAUGAUCAUAUGAGACCUUUUAUAUUUGGAUCUAGGCUAGGUCACUUAAUAAUCGAUUUAGAUCAAACCGCUGAACUUUUACGACAAGCAUUAAAUUUUACAGCCCACAUAGCUUCCAGAAAUGGAAUAAUUUUGUUCAUAGCAAGAAAUUCUCAAAUUUCUUAUCUUGUAGAAGAAACUGCAAAGCAAUGUCAAGAGUAUGCUCAUACAAGGCUUUGGAAGCUUGGAACAUUUACAAAUGCCACAUGUGAGUUUGGAGCUGUUACCAGAUUGCCAGAUUUGUGUAUAUUUUUGAAUACCAUGCAGUCUGUUGUUGAACAACACACAGCAGUGACCCAUGCAGCUAAAAUGUGUAUUCCAACAGUUGGUAUUGUAGACACAAAUUGCGAUCCUAAACUUAUAACAUAUCCAGUUCCUGGAAAUGAUGACACACCUUGUGCCAUAGAGUUGUAUUGCAAAUUAUUUAAGGAAGCAGUAAUGAGAGGCAAGAAAUAUAAGAAUGAAAUGCUUGCAAGGGAUAAAAUAUAAUAUAAUUUUUGAUCGAGUACUAUAAAUGUGUAAAAAUCUUAUAAGUAAAUUUUUUAAUUAUGAAAAUAUUGUUUUUAUUGAAUUCAUAUAGUAAAUACAACAAAAUUAAAAAUUGCACAAAGCUACAAUUAUAAAUUAGUGAAUUAGAAAUGAGUUGAAUAAAAACAACAUAAUAUAUAAUAUAUAUUAAAGUAUAAGAAAAAAUAUA
Bombus pyrosoma is the source of this 1564-nucleotide messenger RNA. It is a transcript of the gene mRpS2, whose product is annotated as 28S ribosomal protein S2, mitochondrial. NCBI's taxonomy places the organism in Eukaryota, Metazoa, Arthropoda, Insecta, Hymenoptera, Apidae. The transcript is spliced from 4 exons. Gene Ontology annotation, biological process: translation. Gene Ontology annotation, cellular component: ribosome; mitochondrial small ribosomal subunit. Gene Ontology annotation, molecular function: structural constituent of ribosome. The record is from RefSeq and is a predicted model, not a curated record. Bases 565 to 1356 code for a protein of 263 amino acids.